Babjeviella inositovora NRRL Y-12698 is the source of this 314-nucleotide messenger RNA. RefSeq lists its product as uncharacterized. Lineage: Eukaryota; Fungi; Ascomycota; Pichiomycetes; Serinales. The record is from RefSeq and is a predicted model, not a curated record. The transcript has a single exon. Bases 103 to 261 code for a protein of 52 amino acids.
AUCUACAUGGUGGUCGAUGGUAUAUACUGAGACGGAUACGAUACCAGGGUGUCCGCUUAUCGGAGGUAAGGGGAAAAUAGACUCCGACUUCUGUCUAGUCAAAUGGUACCUUUACUACGAUACGCUUUGGAUAUAUUAUCUAAAUUUCUGGCAUUCCCAGGUUUGAAUCUCUCUCAAUUUUAUAGGAACCAGUUAAGCUGGUUAUUGUCUCGCAUUUGCUUACAGACCUCAUAUAUUGAGUAUGGCAUUAUCCGGCCAUAAGUAAAAUCAAUCACAGCAUCCCCCUUUUAGCACCUUAUCCAUGCUUGUAAAUA